Stegastes partitus (bicolor damselfish) is the source of this 7673-nucleotide messenger RNA. Its product is annotated as KIAA1217 ortholog. The record is from RefSeq and is a predicted model, not a curated record. Gene Ontology annotation, cellular component: cytoplasm. NCBI's taxonomy places the organism in Eukaryota, Metazoa, Chordata, Actinopteri, Pomacentridae. The transcript is spliced from 21 exons. The coding region runs from base 121 to 6513 and encodes 2130 amino acids.
AGAGUCACCGAGUCAAACUCACUGAGAGCUAAAGAAACCCCCGGAUUGCCUAUGGGACACAGUUGCAUUCACGCUGGCUGAGAAAGACUGAGGAGCUUUACUGAUCCGCUGACCUGCAGGAUGUCUAAAGCCUCCAGGCUGGCCCGGCCCCCCUCCGCAGGGGCUGGAUCCAAGCUGCCCUCCCCGAGGAAGGAAUGCCCUGGCACGGCCGCCGUGGCCGGUCGAGCACGGGUGCUGAGCGUGGGGGAGAAGCUGAUGAGGGCAGGUAGUGAUGGUAUCCUGAACAGACAGAAGUCUUUACCGGCUGCUGUGCCGCAGGACAAAGCACAGAGCGAGACUCAGGCCCCGAGCCAGAGUCCAGGUGAGAAGGGCCAAAAUAUGGACAUGGUCCCUCCUAAGACCAAGAUCAGCACCCCUAAAGCCUCAACUCAGCAGCAAGGCUCUGUGCACAAACAAACCAAAAGCAACCUGAAGGUAACCUCUCCAGAGGACGCUGAGCACGUAAGCCGCAGGCAGGCCUCCCCAAAUGGGACGGCUUCUUCGAGAGGGGACUCCAAAGGCGGCCGCACUGUCCCUCGAAGGCACACGUUAGGAGGAGCCCGCAGCUCCCGUGAGAUCCUGGCUAUGCAGCCGUCAGAUAUGGACAAGAAGAGGGAGGCCUUCCUGGAGCACCUGAAGCAAAAAUACCCCCAUCAUGCCUCCGCUAUCAUGGGCCAUCAGGAAAGGCUGCGGGAGCAGAGCAGAAGCCCAAAGCACGGCCCCAGCCCCCAGCCCAGUGUCGGCGACCAGGUCGACCACCUAUCCCUGGCCUCCCUGGAAUCGCUGGACGCCAUGUCUGAGGCUGAUGCACCCACAACCUUCACCCGCGGCAGUCGGGUUCGUGCCAGCCUGCCUGUGGUGCGAUCAACCAACCAGACAAAGGACCGCUCACUAGGUGUACUGUACCUGCAGUACGGGGACGAGACCAAACAGAUCCGCAUGCCUAAUGAGAUCACCAGCAUCGACACAAUCAGAGCUCUGUUCGUUAGUGCCUUCCCGCAGCAGCUCACCAUGAAGAUGUUGGAGUCGCCCAGCGUUGCCGUCUACGUCAAAGACGACAUGAGGAACAUGUACUACGAGCUCGCUGACGUCAGGAACAUCACAGACCACUCCUGCCUGAAGGUGUACCACAAAGAUCCAGCACAGGCGUUCAGCCAUGGACCCCGACCUGCCAACGGCGAUGCCAGGAUGCACAACGAGAUGGCACACGCCAGCCGUGAUGGCCAGCACCCUCUUAGACAUCCCCCAAUGGGUCCCCCAGCACACCACCCCAUGCAGGGAGCACUACCCCCGACUCCCCACUCCAUGCCUCCCUCCCCCUCCAGAAUCCCAUUUGGCCCACGGCAGGGAUCUAUACCCGGGAACGCCACUAUCCCAAGAGACCGACUGUCAAACGCCAACCCUCCGGCCCGCUCCAUCUCGCCCUGUCCUAGCGCCAUCCUGGAGAGACGGGAUGUCAAGCCUGAUGAGGACAUGGGUGGGAAGAGCCACAGUCUAGCUCGGGGAAAUGAGGGGUUGUAUGCAGAUCCUUACUUGCUCCAAGAGGGACGAAUGACCAUGGCUGCAGGCCACGGACCACACCCCAAUCCUGGGCUUGACGGUUCAGAACACGGCAUGGGGGGAUUUCAUCGUGCCUCCAUUCGCUCCACGGGCUCCUACAGUGGGCCCAGCCCCACAGACACUAUGGAUCACCCUUCGCUGUACAGGCAGAAGUCCAGAAACAGCCAGCUGCCCACUCUGGGUUCCAAGACUCCUCCUCCAUCCCCUCACCGGAUGACUGAGGUACGGAUGAUUGACAUCCAUAGUGGGCCUCCUCAUGGCGUUCCUCCUCAUGGUGUUCCUCCUCAUGGCGUUCCUCCUCAUGGUGUUCCACCUCAUGGCGUUCCACCUCAUGGUGUUCCACCGCAUGGCGUUCCACCUCAUGGUGUUCCCAUGGAGAGGAGCUCGCCAGUGCGCCAGUCCUUCAGGAAGGAGGAAGUAACGGGGACUAAACCCCGUAACAACGUGGGAUCGCCUGUGGUUUCAGACCUCCAGGGUCACAUCCAGGGACCCAUCCCACCUGCCAAUGAACAUCAGACGCGAGAGCGAAUGAAGGCUAUGGAGCAACAGAUUGCCAGCUUGACUGGUCUUGUUCAGCAUGCACUUUUAAAGGGCCCAAACACUAGUGGCACCAAGGAGCCUCUAAGCGAGAGACCACCGAAGACCUCAUCUCCAGCCCACAGUGCACAUAGCUCAGGUGGUUCUCCAGUUUUAGCUCCCAAGAGUAAUGCAGCCCCAUCAGAGAAGAGCUCAGUUCCUCUCAAAGUCAACCUCCUGCAGUUCAGGAAGAACGUUUCUGACCUCAGGAUGCAACUCCAUCAGAUGAGACAGCUGCAGCUCCAGAACCAGGAGGCAUUACGGGUGCAGCUGAAGCGUGCAGAGCAGGAAAUCAGUAUUAAACUGGCAGAGGCCAUGCGGCGUCUGGAGGACCCUGUCCAGAGGCAGAGAGCUUUGGUGGAAGAAGACAGGCACAAGUACUUGGGUCUGGAGGAGCGUGUCCUCACACAGCUCAGUGACCUGGAGCAGUUUGUAGGUUCUCUGCAGAAGGACUCGGCAACAACACACAGAGUGGUGACUCUGAAAGACGUGGAAGAGGGAGCGGUAACUCUGAGGAAGGUGGGAGAGUCUCUGGCAGGGCUCAAAGGAGAGUUUCCGGCCCUGCAAACCAGAAUGCGGGCUGUACUCAGGGUGGAAGUGGAAGCUGUCAAGUUUUUGAAGGAGGAGCCUCAUAAACUGGACAGCAUGCUGAAAAGGGUCAAAAGCCUGACUGAUACACUCAGCGGUCUUAGAAGAAGUGCCACUGAGUUUUCUCAGAAGGGACCUGAUCCUUCCACUGCUGUCUCAGUGGAAAACAGCCCUGUAGCAGCAGCAGCAGCAGCAGAAGCCCCUGCAGAAUCAGCCCCACCCGAGCCCCAGAGCUCCACCAUCAGAUCUGAGGUGAUGCCUUCCUCCCCAGUGGUCAUCCAUCAUGUCCAGAGCUCCCCAGUCCACAUGCAGCAGUCCCAGCAGUCUGCGGCCUUGACAGCUCAGCCCAGUCCCCCGCUCACCCCCAGCCCCACUCACAUCUCCAGUCCCAACCUGAGCAAAAGUCAAGGCCGGGAAUCUCCCAAAGCGGCAGCCUCGGAUCCACCGAGUCCCGCCCGCCAUAAGAAGACUCACGGGAACCCGGUGAAUAAUGGAAACGGCACUGCCAACCAGGAUCUUGUCAUAGAGGAGCUCCAGAACAAUCAGGGCAAGAGCAAAAGCAGAGCUAUGUCCAUCGAGGCAGCAGAGAAGGAGUGGGAGGAGAGGAGGCAGAACAUGGGUCAUUAUGAUGGAAAGGAGUUUGAGAAGAUCCUCCAAGAGGCCCAGGCCAACAUGAUGAAGGGAAUUCCAAAUCUAGAGGUGGAUGAGAACUCAGCACUGCCCCCUGCUGCAACUGCAGAACAAGAAGUCAUCCACAACCCUGCCGAGUCACCAUCAGAAGAGCCCCAAUCAGAGCCUCAGUCAGACAAACCAGCCAAGAAGGGGCCUGAGAAACUCCCCAAGCCUCUGAUGGAGAAACCUGCCAAGCCAGCACUGGAGAGACCCUCCAAAACUGCCAUCAGGCCAGCAGCCCCUGACAGUCUGACCAGGCAGGGGUCCGACAAGGCGAGCAAGUCACCACCUCCACCUCCUCCACGGAAAACCUACCCCAGCUCUAGCUCAGGCAUGACCACCACACGCUCUGGUGAGGUGGUCUACACCAACAGGAAGGAGUCCGUCUCAGCUCAGGAGGGUGAAGAGGAGGCUCCACCUCCGUCUCCCCAACCGAAGCCCACCAAGGUUCCACCGGAGACCAAGCCGAAGCCAGCCACCCCUCCUCCUGUCACCGCCUCUGUCACCAGAGAAGAGGAGGAUGAAGGCGACAAGAUCAUGGCGGAGCUUCAGGUUUUCCAGAAGUGCACAGUUAAGGAUGUAGGGCUGAAAAAUUUGGUAGAGCCCACCCCUCGAAUUGAACCGCAAAUCAGAGAACUAAGACCGGGGGCUUUAUUACCCCUCAAAGAGAAAAAGCAGAGCUCAGAGCCCAGUCGAGAGGAUAAAGAUCCAGACACAGAUGAAAAUGGGAAUACGACUGUUCGACAGAGCCAAGGGGUAAUAUAUUAUGUGACUGGCCAGAUUCCCAAAGAUCAUCCACCCCCACCGGGAAUGGAAGACACCCCAGAACACAGAGAGCCCACACAGCCUCCAACACAGGUGUCAAAUGUCAAUGUUAAUGACAAUUCUUCAAGCCAGCAACAGCAGCAGCAGCAGAAGCCACCACCUCUGUCUCCACCACCCAAAUCACCUGUAACGCCUCCGCCUAUUUCACCCAAACCUGUGGGACUGAACGGAUUCAAACUGCCAAGGAAGCCCGUUAAACGCUCUGAAUCUUUGAAGACUAGUACAGAAAUGCAGAAGGGAAAAAUCCUCAACAAAGUGAACACAGAAAAGAAAAGUAAAGUCACCCAGGAGAAGGUUUCCUCUAGUAAGAAUAAAAUACCUGAGCCAGUGGUGACCACAACAACCAGCGCAGUAAAAGAGGCACCCAAACGUUCUGUUGCUCCACCCACAAAGACUUCUAGUGUGGAAAGUGACAGUGAUGAUGGGGCUAGUCUUUGUCCUGACCAACCUGAGGAAGAGGCACCUCCACCCCCAGACAACAUUGCAUUUAUGAUCACCAACACCAAAGUUCAGGCUUUGUCUUGUGGCGAGUACCAAGAACUGGUCAAUGCCAAGAAAGGAAGCGUCCAGACUGUUACCGUAGGCAACGCAGCAAACCGAGCGAACACCACAGCGGAUCCAUCCGUGCCGCAGGAUAAUGGCUUCAACAAGAAGCCUGUCAUCAUCAUCUUUGACGAACCGAUGGACAUCCGUUCAGCUUAUAAGCGCCUGUCCACCAUCUUUGAAUGUGAGGAGGAACUGGAUAGGAUGCUUGCACAAGAGCGCAUCGAAGAGGAGAGUGAGGAGUCGGAUACAGAGAAGAGUAGUGGGCUGCCAGCAAAAACUGGAGGAACCUCAGUGGUUGAUGGCAAAAAGGCAACCAAUUCACAGGGCACUGUCGAUCACGUCAGCUUAUCGUCCUCAUCUUCAUCCUCAAUAUCUGAACUAACAGACAGUGGAGUAAACUUAGAUUCAAAUGGAGAUACCAAGCAGGAUGGUAAGAAGAAGUUCAAGUUCAAAUUCCCUAAGAAACAGCUGGCAGCACUGACACAGGCAAUUCGCACGGGCACCAAGUCAGGCAAGAAGACUCUACAGGUGGUCGUGUAUGAAGAUGAGGAAGAAUCUGACGGGACUAUCAGGCAGCACAAAGAAGCAAAGAGAUUUGAGAUUGCACGCUCGAAAGCCUUAGCAGAAACCCCCAAGGGAACAGGCACCUCCGCACUGAAGAAGCAGAACUCCGACACCCACUGCAGGACAGAUGAGAUUCGGAAGAACACCUACAAGACACUGGACAGCCUGGAGCAGACCAUCAAGCAACUGGAGACCACUAUUAGUGAGAUGGGACCGCGCUCCCCCGAGGAGCCAGUCGGCCCUGAGGAGGCAGAAGCAGGGAAUGGGAAAAGCUCAGAAGGAGUGGGGCUGAAGAGGUCUUCCUCUCUCCCUACCUCCAGAGGGCAUGGCCCAAAGGUAGCCAGCAAAAAUUCAUUGCAGAAGAAGUCAAAACCUCAGCUGCUUCCUCGCCCUGUAGUCGUCCCUUCUACCACCAACACCACCACCACCACCACCGCCACCACUACUGUCCCCAGCACCGUACAACAGAAUACGAGUGUCGCUUCCCCUACUAGUCGGAUGCCCGUCCCUUUAUCCGCGAAGUCCAGGCAGUCACCGGGUACAACCGACAAAGCAGGAAAACAACAAAAACUGCAGGACGCUCAGAGGCAGUUCCGACAGGCUAACGGAAGUGCUAAAAGAGUGGGAGGGGAUCAUAAAACAACUUCCCCCACUAUACCCAUCUCUAAAAUCCCUGCUUUUUAUCCUAGCUCUACUAAAGGCAGCUCCCAGUCUGCACCAAACUCAGAUGCUACUAAUCCCAUUAACCCUUCUUCCUCCUCCUCCUCCUCCUCCUCCUCUUCCUCCUCUGUGACAAAGUCCUCCAUGCUGUCCUCUCGUUCCGGUUCCCUGCCCUCCUCCCACAUCCCCUCCCUGUCUAACGGAUCCCUCAAACUGCCCUCACAGCACACAGGUAAAGCUCUCUCGUUCUCCUCGCAGACCCCCAACGGUCGAGUGCACUCCUCCUCCUCCUCUUCAUUCUCCUCCUCCUCCUCCUCAUGCUCCUCCUCCUCCCCCUCCCCUCUGUCGCCCACACCUUUGGGCCCAGGUGGAAAGAGCAUCCGCACCAUACACACCCCCAGCUUCACCAGCUACAGGUCCCACAACGGCAGCAGCGGCAAAUCCUGCAUCCCAACAGCCACAGCAGCUAAGGACUCUACUUAGUACCAUUAUCGCCCCUCUGGCAUUACCACAUAGCAGGUAGACCUUGGUCAUGUUUUGUAUUAUAUUGUUUUUUUUGUUUGUUUUUUUUUUCUUCUCUUUUUGAACGUUUUUGUAAAAGUAUUAAGUGAUGCACUCCCUCGACUCAUCUUUUAUUUGACACUGGCAUUCACACACCGCUACUUCUGUCUCCUUUUGAGUUCAUUUUCAAAUUUUACAUCAUACUUACUUGGAUUUUGAUUCUCUCUUGAAGGUGUAACAGAAAAUAUUUUGUAAUGUAACUAAAAAAAAAAAAAACUAUUUAGUUUCGCCACUUUGUAGCUGAAGUGGAAGGCGUUCAUGUUGAAAAUAUAUUUUCUUGCUGUAGCUAUGAAUAGGGAAUUUAGAGUUGAUGUACAAUCACAAAAUACCAUGUACAAAUUGUGUUUUAUUUUUUGAAACGACAGAUUGAAUAACCAUAGUAUAUUUAAUCUUCUAUAUUUCUUAUGUUGCCAGACAUUCAACACAGCCCUUGUAAAUGCCUUUUAUGAACGUAUACGCGACGUAUACACACACAUUUAAACAUACGUAACUUUAGUUUUCUAAGAGUAUUUUCUCAUUCUCCACCCAUUGGAACUGCCAAUUUAUUUUACAGAUGUGCAACUGGUAUCAUGAGUAAUACAAGUUUUCAUUUUAUUGUGCCUAUUUGCCAAAGUUGUUGUAUAAUGACUCACUUCAGGCCUAACCCAGUCAUGAGCUUUAGGGGAAUUUACAUGCACUCUCUUGGUGUGAUGGCUGAAGUGUUGACCGCAGUGUUUGUACUGCUGGUCUCGGUUUGUUAAGUUAACAUGUAUUGUUGUCUAAAUGUAAUCUGUACUAAAACAAAGUGAUAAAUCUGUCUACCGUGUACAUAAAUGCUUCUACUAAGAAAAAUAAGUAGUUUUGUUAACAUACCAAAGUUUAUUUGUAUGCAUGCCUUUCAGAUACUUUAGGAGAGUGGUGUAAAAGAAGAAUCAUGUUUGCACAGAUAGAUUUUUGUAAAUAUUUGUUGUUUUUUUUCUCCUCUUCUCAUUUUUUUUGUAAAGCUUUAAAUCAUACUAUAAAGGAGCAAUGUGGUAAAGACAAAACUGUGUUGGAGUAGCAAAAAAAUAAAGACUUGCAUGCUUGUAGUGCAUUGACCUUCA